UUCAUUCAAGUUAAAGAAUUGUAGGAGGUGAUAUAAACGUUGACAGCAUUACACUGGAGAACACCAUUCAGUCCAACAAGAAGUUCACAUCACUAGGGAGUCAAUCAACUUUAAAACGAAACAAAUCUACACACUACGUUCCUGUCGACACACAGAACAGUAUAGAAUCAUAUAACCGACCUUUUUGCAAUGCCACACAUCAACCUAUUGUUAAAGUAUGUACUGAUGACGAAGUGCUGAAUAAAAGAUCAAUGUUUAUUGAUACUAUGAGCGUUCCGGAAUUUCAACAGAAAUGUGAAUGUGUUGUAACACCUUUAGAACGGCAUAAUACUUUCAAAUUGCAUUUAAAACUGGAACAUCUAUCUGGAAGAUAUAAAAUGCAAUUUGAAAUAAAUAAUAUCUCAAUUGGAAAAUUUUAUGAUAGUGAAAGUACAUAUGUUACAGGUGCAACGAAACUUUUAUUUUCAACAACUGAAGAUCACCGAACAGAGGGACUUUGCUUAGCUGUUUAUUCGGAUGGCGCUUUUUUCAAUAUGUCUUGUAAGAGAUCAACAAGAGGAACAACAAGACAGUCCAGCCCAGCAUCGACAACAGGAACAACAAGACAGUCCAGCCCAUCAUCGACAACAGGAACAACAAGACAGCCCAGUCCAGCACCAACAAGAGGAACAACAAGACAGUUUAGUUCAGCGUCUAUUUCACACGAGAGUGAAACAACAAAGAUUACAACUUUAAAAUAUUAUAAUUCUUCAGUCCAAGCUUCAAAAGACAAAGCGACUGGAGUCAACGCUUUUAUAAUUCCUACAGUGUCAGCCGCUUGUGGACUUCUUUGUGGCAUUGUUAUUGCUGUUGUCUGCGUUAUUGUCUACAAAAGGAAAAAGAGAGGGAAAGGAAGACAUGUCACUAUGAUAAUCCCCACAGACGCAAAUGUGGAAAGUGACUAUUAUAUGACUGAAAAUGCGAUGUACAAUAUGGGUAAGAUUUGCACGAGACAACCAACCAAUGAAAACGAACACCACAAUGUUGACCAUGAUGCCGGAGCAUAUGCCGGUGUAUCCCCAGGCCAUUAUGAUUGUAUCCAAGAAUCAACUGACAGAAACCAAACUUCCGACAUUGCACCAAGUCAUGCUGUGUCAAACGAGUAUUCAACGUGUCUAAAAGCAGGCCAAGUCACUGCUGGUGGCUUAAACAAUAACACUUCAAAUAAUUAUCAAAAGUACCAACCAAAAGUUUCAAGAAUAAACGGGGAAGAUGGCACAGUAUAUGACAGUACAAAGUCAUCCCUUCCUCAGCAGGCAGUCGGAAAUAAUGAUUAUCAUCAUUUGGAUUCUGUAGGUUUCAAUCAAGUGAAUCUAACAUAUGAUAAAAUUGGUAAUACUGGUGUAGUUAAAUAUUAAACAAUUUCAAAUGAAGAAUAUGGAUACAAGUAUUAGCAUUUCCAGAAAUGCUUGGAUUGCCAGUCAGCAAUGAAUAUAGAAAUGAUUUCAUUUCUUGCCUAAUACCUUAAGUGUGGUCAACACAUAAAGCCAACAUUAAUAUUUGAUUCACUCUACUAGUCUAUUAUAGUCAAAAUAUUUUGACGUGCUUAGGUAGUUUCUGAGAUAUUUUUGUCUUAGUUGCUACCUUCUGACGUCACAUUUGGGUACAUAGUAAAUGAAUUAUGCGAGGUUUAACAGUUAUCAAUGUCAGUUGCAACAAUACGCAGCAACAAUACUAUCACUUGCUUACAAAAACUGCUUUCAGUCUUCUAAAAUAACGUGUAAAACGUGUUCACGUCGCAUCUUUUUAAAAUCACCUGUUGUUUAUUGGGUGCAAAAGUAGAAAAAUUAAUGAAAAUUACAUAAUUAAACACAAUUCUGGUUUACCUUAAAGUAAUGAGAUAAAGAUCUCUUUGCUAAAUUCUGAAAUAAAUAUUAUCCAGAACAAACUGAAAUCAAAUUAAGGAGCAAAAAUAUUAUAUUCAAGAAACUUUAACAUAGCAUCAGACACAUGUCACAUAUUCAUUUGCUUUCUGUUGUGUGUCUCUUAAACCAGAUGUACAUUAUCAGGGGAAACAUUUAAGAAACAAAAAUAUCUUUGGUAGAAAAUUUAAAUAUAUAAAUACAUUCAAUGAUAUGUAUGUUAUGCAUUAUAUUUAUCAUUGUAAAUCAAAAACAGAAAAUGAAUAUUACUAGUCCACUAUUCGAAGAAAACAGGGGGUGGGUGUAUUGUCAUGACCCACUCGUCGUUAAUCUUAAGUUUUCAAUUAUAGCCAUUAAGAUCAAUACUGAUAAUGCUAUAUAACAUUGAAAUUUCAUUUGUUUAUACAACUGUUUGAGUUUUUCCUGUCACAUUAAAAUACAUUUACAUGUAUACUUGUACAUAUUUCAUAUUUAGUGACGUUUCAUUGGGUCCGGAAUAAAAUACUUGAAUGAUUGGUGAUGCCGGUGAGCGGCAACGUCUCUUUUGACCUAUGGAAGGAGCUGUUAUUAUUAGCAGUUAAUUUCAAGUGUUAAUUAGUGUUAUUUUGAUUCGUUUAAAUCAAGUAAGCAGUUUUGUUUUUAUAUUUGUAUUUAAUAACUUGAUGUUAAAAGCAUGUGCAUUGUGAUAUUAUUUUCAUGAAAUUGCAGGCUAAGUUUAACAGCUUGUCCCUUAGAUUUAAUAAUGGCGAUACAAAAAGCCGGAUUUCGAAUAUCGUUGAGGUCUACAUUGAUGUCAAUGGUAUUUUUUCACCAUUUUUGUUAUUUAUCUUAGAUUUUUUUUUAUUUUAUAGUUUUUACCGUUUAAUCAUUUUUUUGUUAAUUAUGCAUUGUAUAGUGUUUCGUUUUAUUUACUGUUAUGCCAAACUUUUUUCGCCUGCAGGAGAGGUUCCAGGGAGCUUUAUUUAUAUUUGUAAAUUAUAUAUAUUAUUAAAACUCGAUCAAGAAGAAGGUUCACCUGAAAAUGAGUAUUAGGACUGGUAAUGGAACAGUUGAAAACGAUUAUUCUAUUGAUUUUAUCCAUAUUACGUUUAUCAAUUGCACAGAAUGAUUGUUUUUACAAAGUGUACCAGUAUCCGGAUAUUGAAAGCUAUCCGAUAUUUUGCAAUGUAAUUACUGCUGUCACAUGACCAUCUUACUUUUUAUGAAUGCUUUUUACCAUUACUUUCCAUUGCUUAAUUAAACUCAGCCUGCAACAUUUUAUAAUUUUGCUGUUUAGGGUGUUCUUAUGGGUUUCAGGUUUUCUCUGUUUUAAGGGAAAUUAACUCAUGUUUACUAGGUAUGACAUACUAUUCUUGUUGUAUAUAAACAGUAUGGUUAUUGGCAGUGUGCUUUACAGGCUAUAAACUAACUUUCUUAUUAUAUUUUUGUUGAUAGAUAGAAUAAUGAGAAAAAUUACCAGUUGUAUAACGUUUGUUCAUCAGAAGCAUAGAGGCCCCAAGGUGUGAAUAUUGAUAUAUUCAUUAUAUCAUAUAUAUACAUUAGACUGGAUUCUUCUAGUCUGUUCAAUUAGUAUAUACCUACAGGUAUUCUACUACAGGAAUCUUCUAAUUACUAUGUGAAACUAUGUGAAACAAAUUUUUAUUUUCUAUCUGUUUAUAUUUUAUUUGUUAAUAAAAUAACCUUUGGUAAAAAUGAAAGGUAAAAAAUUUAAAAAAUGCAUACACGUGCUCAUGUCCAUAUAUUGAAACAGAGAAAGGAUAACAUCCCGAAGUUAUCAAUUUUAAACUCUUAAUAUAUAAUUAUGCAAUUAGUUGUUAUAUAGUAAAGUCUAACGGAAGGUGAAAAGAGGGACAAUAUUUGUUACUGUAAGAGAUAUUCAUGCUUAGACACAACUCAAUCUUUAUUAAAAGAUAUACUGUAGAUUAUUUGAGAUUUCUUUUAGUUUUAUACUAUACAUUAUAGUUUUCUUUCUACUAGAUUUUGAAUUCCAUCAUAUCAUCCAAGUAACAAUGUUAAUAGGAUUUCAUAUUUAUUUGUUAUAAUAAUAGAAAUUGGGAUUAUUAAUGUUAUGUGCAUACAUGUAUACCUUAGUAUAUGGAUAUGAUGAGACUUAUAAUAUUUCUGUAUUUAAAGAGUAAGAGUUAUGACAUUGUUAUUAAAGGGAUGAGACUUACAUUAACAUCUAUAAAUGAUAAUACAUGUAUUGAUCAGUCUAAAGGUUAUAGGUUUAUACCCAGUGUUAGUCCGCUGAUAAUAGUAUCUUUAAUAGAGUUAAAGGAAUAUUGUAUUGGGUGACGUAGCCUGGAUUUUGUGGUUAUUUUUCUGAACUUGUGAGAUUUGGCAGGUUACAUAAUAAAGUAUCCAGAAAUGAGGUUAAAUUAGUGUCCAUUACUAGUGAUGAAAGGGUCUAUGGUGCAAUUUCACCGGACGAUGCAUGGCAAUAUAGAUAUAUAUUCCACACUCUCUGUGCUAGUAGGUCAGUACUGGUCCUUUAAGGGAAUAAAAUGUCCUUUAACUUGGAUCAUGCAAUAUAAUUUAUAAAGUCUCAAAAUAUCAUAUUCUGAAUUGUUAUUUUAUUUUUGUCUAACAUGUGCAUAGUUUGAAAAGGACAGCUCCUGUCUUAUCUUUUUGUAAUGGAGGGACACCGGUCUCAACCUCCAGGUCUUGGGCUGAGUCAACCGGACUACAGAUUUUUCAUAAAGUAGAUUGUUGCUUGCACUUGAAUAAAUUUUUGCACUAAAUUUUAUUGUGGGUGAUUCGUGCCACAUGAACAAAAGUAACCGGGGCAAAAGAAA
Ruditapes philippinarum (Manila clam) is the source of this 4696-nucleotide messenger RNA. RefSeq lists its product as uncharacterized. NCBI's taxonomy places the organism in Eukaryota, Metazoa, Mollusca, Bivalvia, Venerida, Veneridae. The transcript is spliced from 6 exons. Bases 252 to 1397 code for a protein of 381 amino acids. The record is from RefSeq and is a predicted model, not a curated record.